AUGGCGGCCGUCGCCAGGGUCGCGGCCCUGCGCGGCAACUUCGUCCGCGCCCACAAGCCCAAGACGGCGGAGCAGCGGCUGCAGGAGGUGGUGAGGAGCCCAGCCUUCCAGGUCCUGGUCGACACCGUGGUGGUCGCCAACGUCCUCGUGGUCGGCCUGGACCUGGACGCUGGCUCCUCGGCGCCGCUGCUGUUCGAGCUCCUGCGCCACGCCGUCGUCGGCCUCUACGUGGCCGAGAUGUGCCUGCGGCUCGCGACAGAGGGCACGGCGUUCUUCACGCUCUGGCCCCUGGCCGCCGCCCGCCCCAUGAACAUCUACGACCUCGUGAUCGUCACGCUCGCUGUCGUGGACAUCUGGAUCCUUCAGCGGGUGACGUGGCUGUGGAGGGUCAGCAUCGCCCGCUCCGUCCGCCUGCUGCGCAUCUGGAGCGUGGCGCAGCACUUCCCCGUGCUUCACGACCUGUGGCUCGUUCUCACAGGCCUGGCGCGCGCGGGCAAAGCGUUGGUGUGGCUGGGGCUGCUGGUGUCCGGGGUCCUGUUUGCGUGCGGCGGCGCCUUCCGGGGGCUGCUCGGAGACCUGGGAGACGUGGAGACUUGCGAGGGUGGUCCCGGUAUGGAUUGCAUAGACAAGCACGAGUUCUUCGGCUCCGUGUCGCGCGCGGCGCUGACGUUGCUGCAGCUGGCCACGCUGGACAAUUGGGCGUCGCACGUGGUGCGGCCGCUGAUGAACACCAGCCCGGGCCAGGUCCGCGGCGGGCUGGCCAGCCGAAGUGCUGGGAGGCCCAGGAACGGCGAGGCAGACCCCCCAGAGACCAAAAAUGAGGGUCUGCCUGGUCGUUGCUGGGCCCCCCGGGCUGCCCUGGAGUGCCAGCUAAGCGCCUGA
Messenger RNA from Prorocentrum cordatum, 882 nucleotides. The record is from the annotation of a GenBank genome assembly. Lineage: Eukaryota; Dinophyceae; Prorocentrales; Prorocentraceae.